CAUAACGCUCUUCACGUCCUUCAGCUCCUGACGCUUCCGCUGGACGUCGUGACGCAUCGAUUCCAAACAAUGCUCAGGAAAAAGCCACGUUGACGAUCCAGAUUGAAGUGUAGUCCACUAUUCGAAGCAGAAUCGAGCUGGGAUUAGUUUGUUAGACGCUCUGGUUCCUACUCGCUGCAGACUCCGGAUCAGUGCAGACAUGUCGUCACCGCCGAACGAGAAAGUGGAAAUCAAAGGAGGACAUGGCCCUGCAGUAAAGGCAGGGGGGAUGAGGAUAGUGCAAAAGCACCAGCCGGCUGUUGUCCCCGGACCACCACCACCGAAAGAUGAAGAUGAAGAGGAGUACGUCAGCAGCAGUCCGCCAAAGGUCCCCGUGGUUGUGUCUGGAGUGAUAACAAAGGGUGAUAAGGACUUCCCCCCUGCAGCUUCCCAGGUGGCCCACCAGAAGCCCCAGCCUUGUGUCCCAAAGCUGCCCUCUGCCCAGCAAAUGAACAGCCAUAUCCACCAGCCCCGCAAGUGAGCCAGCCUGCAGGCUCCAAGGGCUCCGCUAACUCCACCAGCCAGCCUUCCCAGAAGAACACAGAAGAUGAAGAUGUUUCCCCACCAGGCUCAGGUCUCAGCUUUGUAAUCAGAGUAGUUUUUGUUCACUUGUUGCAUUAUGGAAUUUAUCUUCAAUAUAACCAAUUGCCUGCAUAGCCAUUGUAGGGGACCGCCUGUGUACACCCAUGCUGCAUUGUGCUGCACUCUCAGUUCUGCACUUUGAAUCCUCCCUUCGUGGAGGAUUGUUUUCGACAGUCUUAAUUUGGUAUGUGCGUCCUCUUUAAUGGCUAUCAUUCUCAGAUUAAAUAUAAAUAGACUGAUCUCAGAGCUGAGUCUGCGAGGGGAACUCUCAUCCAACGCCGCUUCAGAGCAACUAGCCAAUCACAGAAAACCUGUAAUCAGUCAGACCAACUGACCAACCAAUCACCUCACAGUGAUGAGCCCGAGCUCCAGCCUUCUACCUAAUGAUCUUCACAGACCAAAAGAACCAAUCAAGAAAUCAAAAGGUGGACACCAAUAACACGUGAUCGAGAAACCAAAAAGAUCCAGAAGCAGCUUGAACACCAAACUCAGUUUGAUGUGUGUCACUGAGACUGCUGCCUCAGGGGACAGCCACAACACGGACCAGGGAGACCUGAGGCUUCUAAUUGUAUUAUAGCUUUAAACAAUUACACAACUGUAGUGACUGGCAGACUUCCAAUUCAAAUUCUAAGUAUAGCAUCCCGAGAGGAGUAAUUAGACAGCUCAACAUCAAAAAUGCCAGAUGAAGGGAACCAAUGAGAUGCAUGUUGUAACGGUCAUAACUCAUGCUAAUUAGCUAUGGCUAAUAAAGCUUUUAGAUCUUAGCGAAGCAUCUGAGGCUUGCUCUGGACAGAUCCCAUACUUACCUUAGUUUAGCAGAAAGAAGUCUUACUGAUCUGCUCUGCUCUGCAUUCCGCCUGCUUUACUGGUGCUGUAAUCAUGUCGCUCCUUCAGAGGCAAUGUUAGUCGACUGUAAUGCAGACCAAUCCUGCUUUUAAAGCAAGUCUCCAAGCAGUGCCUCGUUGCUUUAAAUUCAAGAUAUUUCUUUGCCUCAUUUCACUCAGGUGGCUUACUUUUUCUUUCUGCUUUGCACUAGAGUUGGCUGGAGAGAAGCUUAAGCCAAAAAUGCAAUGAAACCUGUUUGCUGUGAAGCAGCUGCAGGAUGCUAUGUGUUUGUGUUAACAAUAGCUUGAACGGCAGAGCAGAGUAAUGUGCUUUACAACAAGGUGUUGCAGAGAAGCAGUUCAGAGAAUAGUGAGGCUUUGGACUGUCAGAUGAAGGUAGUCGCUGUGCAAACAUGUGAUUACUACAUUCCUCAGAAAACACUCUCAAAGAAUACAUCAACAAGCAAAUGUAAUCCAAACUUCUGCUUUCACGACUAUCAGUUAAAAUCUGUAGAAGUCCCCAAAAUCCAAAAAACAUCCUUAGUAAUAAUGACACAUAUCAACACACACGCACGCACACACACACACCUUUCUCCUUAAUCACCCUUCCCCUUACACUCAAGUGUCGUUUUGUUGCAACACUAACGUUCAGGUUUCAAGAGAAGAGACAAAGAAAUCUAUCUUACCCAGAAGGAGUAAUUUCCUGUUAAUUUAAUUAAGUUUAAAGAGUUAUAUUUUUGUUUUUCUUGGUUCGUAUUCUUGAGUAAAUUGUUCAAAUUGUAUAAAUCUUUAGUCAUUGAGUGGACUUAGGUAUUAGGUGUGGUUGUCAUAGUAAAUAAAGGUAUAAACUAUCUUGA
Notolabrus celidotus (New Zealand spotty) is the source of this 2302-nucleotide messenger RNA. RefSeq names its product death-associated protein (gene dap). Gene Ontology annotation, molecular function: death domain binding. The record is from RefSeq and is a predicted model, not a curated record. The transcript has 4 exons. Lineage: Eukaryota; Metazoa; Chordata; Actinopteri; Labriformes; Labridae. Bases 200 to 520 code for a protein of 106 amino acids. Gene Ontology annotation, biological process: apoptotic signaling pathway; cellular response to amino acid starvation; negative regulation of autophagy.